Messenger RNA from Pararge aegeria (speckled wood butterfly), 816 nucleotides. RefSeq lists its product as uncharacterized. Lineage: Eukaryota; Metazoa; Arthropoda; Insecta; Lepidoptera; Nymphalidae. Bases 146 to 652 code for a protein of 168 amino acids. The transcript is spliced from 5 exons. The record is from RefSeq and is a predicted model, not a curated record.
CCAGACGUUCGACCGUUCAUGACGCAUAUUGCUCUUUAAGUAGCUGUUGAAGUACAUAUUACUGAUUAUAAUAUCGUUAUUUAGUGGUUCAAGUGCUAAAAACCGGACCUACCAAACAAGAGUACAUCGCCAGGAAAGUUGAAACAUGAUGUCAACACCAAACGAUAAAAACGAUGAUGAUAAUCAGAAAACGAUGAACAAAACUGCUGAACAAGAGGAAGUCAUGGAAAUUGACGGGAAAGCUGAAAAUGCCAAACCGGGUGAGGAGGAACAACUCGAGCGCUACGAUGAUGACGAAGAUUGUGGAGAUAAUGUAACCCUUGACCGGGUUCUCGAAUAUUACACCCGCAGAGCAGCAAAUGCCGCUGAUCCAGAAAUUAUACUGUAUGCAGUAAACUUGGGAGGUGUAGAGCACACCUUUUUUGUGGAUGCGGUUAAGGUUUACCCAGAUCCAAAUCCCGUUGAACUUGAGGAUGAUGACCAUGAAGAAACACCAGAAGAAAUAAGUUUCAAGAAGAUGAUAACCACCGCCGUCGAUGAGUACAUGAAAAGUGAGGAAUUCAAACCAGUGCUGCAAUUAGCACACGAACAACUGUUCAUCGAUUGGUGCACCUCGCGUCAAAUCAUGACUCACAGGGGCAACGACCUUUAAACACACAACAAACUUCCAGCCGUUGGGAAUUAGCUGUCGCAUUUUUUAAAGCUUGUAGUGGUUCCAUAGGGCGCAUAUUUAUAUUAAUAUAAUGGUAUCCCUCCUUUUUCUGUUCCUUAACUUACGUUAGUUACAUAAACUGUAUAUUAUUAUGUUAUUUUAGU